Messenger RNA from Pistacia vera, 3524 nucleotides. Its product is annotated as ubiquitin carboxyl-terminal hydrolase 15. The record is from RefSeq and is a predicted model, not a curated record. Gene Ontology annotation, cellular component: cytosol; nucleus. The transcript has 14 exons. Lineage: Eukaryota; Viridiplantae; Streptophyta; Magnoliopsida; Sapindales; Anacardiaceae. Gene Ontology annotation, biological process: protein deubiquitination. Gene Ontology annotation, molecular function: cysteine-type deubiquitinase activity; cysteine-type endopeptidase activity. The coding region runs from base 347 to 3307 and encodes 986 amino acids.
AAGCAAAAACCGAACACACAGAGAGAGAGAGAGAGAGAGAGAGAGAGUGUUGUUGUAUGUGUUUUCCAUCUAAAGAAUCAAAGAAUCUUUUUGCAAGAAGAAAGACAAAGCACAAGGAAGACAAAGAAAGAUAGUGUUUUUGGGUUCUUCCCCUCAUUCUUUUUCUUCUUUCUUUCUUCCUUCCUUCCAUCAGUAAUUUGACAGGUUUGAAGGGUGAGCAUGAUUCAUGUUACAUUUCAUUUUGCUGAUCCUAGACAUUGAUUUAUCUCGACUCAUGUAGCGUAAAAGACUAUCUUUUGGGUAGUGGUUUUGAGAGAAAAUUGGACAUGAAUUUGUUGGUGGGGACAUGCUCGAGCCAAGGGAAGCUGAUGUACCUGUUCUGUUUCUGGUCCUGGUUGUGCUUCCUGUGGUUGUUUAUUUCUUACUUGGCAAAUGGAGUGAAACUGCAAAGAAGAGGGAGAGGAUAAGUUUGCUUGCUCAACUGGCUGCUGAAGAAGCUUUUAAAGCAGAAACAAUGGCUACUGCCAGUGUUAUCCCUCUUGUUGCUACAUCAAAAAAUGUGCUUCAUGUCUGUGCAAGAUGCUCUGCUCCUUCUACAACCCGCUGUUCCAGAUGCAAGUCUGUCAGAUAUUGUUCUGGAAAGUGUCAGAUAAUUCACUGGAGACAAGGUCAUAAGCAAGAAUGCCAGCAAUUAGAGAAAACUAGCUCAUGCUCGUCUCCUCUGGCUGAAUCAAUUCAAGAUUCAGUUCUGCUUAAUGAAAGCUUGAACUCUCAGUUAUCUGGGUAUUAUAGUAAGACUGGGAUGGAGAGAGCACCAUUUGAUGACAUGGUUCACCCAUCAAUCGGCAGAGGUGCCUUUGCUGCCAUGCAUUGCUCUGCAGUUGAUUCUUCUCAUAUCUCUAUGCUGGAGAGAACUGCUGACAAGCGGGCUUGCCGUAAAUCCAACAGAGAAUCAUUAAGAAGAGAGGAUGCAACUGUAUUUGAUUCUGACGAAGAAUCCCCAGGGAGUUGCACUACAAAUCCAAAUUCCGUUAUAGAUGUUCCACCAAAAGAGGCUCCAAUGAGGCAUAAGUCAAGAACUAGUGACUUUGUUGUAUCAGCUGAAGAAACUCGGAAACGACACAAUGUCAAUGGCUCUAAUGUCCAUACUCAUGGACCUGCAAGAAGUACAGGGCAUGAAAAUCAUUAUUAUCAGAGCCAAAAUGGAAACAUAUCUGAACCAAGAAGCAGCUCUGGAUUUCCAGUCGCACCAUAUUCUGCAAAAUAUGGGACAAAUGCACAUGAAAAUGAGACUGACAUUGUUCCUAAAGGAAAUGAUGAAAUGGUGGACUGUUAUUCUGACAUGACAGCACUCAAUGGAAUUUUAAAAGUUAAAAAUGCAUUGAAUCUGAGAGGGACCAAAAUUUGUAAAUCGGCAAAAUCAUCCACGAAACUAGUUGGUGAACAGCCAUGCAUGACUGUAGUUGGUGAACAAUUAUGCUUGGAAAAAGAGAGGAAAGGACUGAUUGACGAUGAAUCGAAAGUUCCAAGAGUGAGAGAAAACAUCACAGCACAGAGAAGCAGUGGGGUCUCCAAGAUGGGAAUUAUGAAGAUGAUGGGUUUAAAGAAGUCAUCCAAACUCAGGCAGGAUGCCCCAGAACUUUGGCUUGGAAAAAAGACAAUGAAGAUGCUGUUUCCUUAUGAAGAAUUUGUGAAGUUUUUCCAAUGUGAAGUUUUUGAUUUAUCACCCAGGGGCCUUGUAAACUGCGGAAAUAGUUGCUAUGCUAAUGCUGUGUUGCAGUGUUUGACCUGCACAAAGCCUCUCGUCAUCUACUUGCUCCAUAGAUCACAUUCCAGAGCCUGUUGUGGGAAAGAUUGGUGUCUAAUGUGUGAACUUGAGCAACAUGUAAUGAUGUUAAGAGAAAGUGGUGGCCCACUGUCUCCUGGCAGAAUCCUGUUGCAUAUGCGAAGUAUUAAUUGUCAGAUUGGGGAUGGAAGCCAGGAAGAUGCACAUGAAUUUUUAAGGUUUCUGGUUGCUUCAAUGCAAUCCAUAUGCUUGGAGGGACUUGGCGGUGAGAGCAGGGUUGAUCCUAGACUGCAAGAAACUACUUUUAUCCAACAUACUUUUGGCGGGCGCCUUAUGUCAAAGGUCAAGUGUCUUAGAUGUCAUCAUGAGUCAGAACGAUAUGAAAAUAUUAUGGAUCUUACAUUAGAGAUAUUUGGCUGGGUUGAGUCACUGGAAGAUGCAUUGACUCAAUUUACAACUGCUGAGGAUUUAGAUGGUGAAAACAUGUACAGAUGUGGAAGGUGUGCUUCGUAUGUCCGAGCCAGGAAGCAGUUGAGUAUACACGAGGCGCCGAACAUCCUGACAAUUGUCUUGAAGAGAUUCCAGGAAGGAAGAUAUGGGAAAAUAAAUAAAUGUAUCACUUUCCCUGAAAUGCUGGACAUGAUUCCGUUUAUGACUGGAACGGGUGACAUGCCUCCACUUUACAUGCUUUAUGGCGUUGUUGUACAUUUGGAUACACAGAAUGCAUCAUUUUCAGGGCAUUAUGUGUCGUAUAUAAAAGAUUUGCAAGGCAGUUGGUUCAGGGUAGAUGACACUGAGGUUCAUCCCGUGCCAAUGAGCCAGGUGAUGUCAGAAGGGGCAUAUAUCCUAUUUUACAUGAGGUCCUGCCCCCGACCACUCCCAAGAGCAUCUUUGGGGAAAGCUAUGCGACAGCCAGUUCAAGCUUCUGCAAGGCAUUUUACACCUAAAACUCAGAAGUCUUCAAGACAAGGACAAAACAAAGCAAGUAGCCAUGUUGUUGGGCCAGAGUUUUCAUCUGAUGUCAGACCAGAAAUUGUUUCUGGCUUUACUGAGUACAAUUCUAAUGGUAUUCUUAGGAGGGCUUCAAACAAAAGUACACUGCCGGUGAUGGAAAGAUAUACUGAGUCAAUGAGCAUGGAGUUCUCUGAUGCAACUUCAAGUGACUGGUCCCUUUUCACGAGCUCAGAUGAGGCUUCGUUCACAACUGAGAGUGCUAGAGACUCUUUCAGCACCGUGGAUUAUUCUGAUACAAAUGGAGAUCCAGCCUCGAUCUUCAAGACUGGGUAUGCUGAAUCUGCCAGUCGCAACACAGUUUGCUGUAGGACUUUUUCAAAUAGUAAGCCACAGACUAGGUUCAGUUUAGAGAAGAAGGGCUAUGUUUUGGACUCUUAUCUGUCAACUCAAUCUCCACACAAAUUACAUAGAGACGAGGAUUUCAGGCAGGUUGAUAAUUCUUCAGCUGAAUCCUCAUCUGAUAGUAACUGCGAUGUGUUUGUAAAUUAUCGGACUUCUAGAUUCUAGUCAUUGUAAUCUCUAGUUCAUGGGGAUUAUUUAAGUAGAUGUCUUAGCCAGGUAGAAGAAGUGCCUCAAAAUUUUUGUUUCCAAUAGUUUGUUGAUUGAGGCAUGUGGAUCGUCAAUAUUAAAACACCCAAGAAAAGGAAUAUUCUUGUUAUCCCUUAAAUUAUUGUUGAAAAUUGUAAAGUGCCAUUUCCCCCAAGCUCAUAUUUUUCCUUGGUGA